Molecule: messenger RNA, 958 nt
Organism: Cantharellus anzutake
Lineage: Eukaryota; Fungi; Basidiomycota; Agaricomycetes; Cantharellales; Hydnaceae
Exons: 1
Coding region: 232-549 (105 amino acids)
Source: RefSeq, a predicted model, not a curated record
CUUGACAGAACGCCCCAGGGAACCACACAGAGCCCAGCUCCCAGGGCCCGGUGCAAAGAGGGUGUACCAACUUGUUGGCGUCCCACCCGUAAUAGGCACCCUAGCAAUGUCAGUGAAGCGCUAUGUUGUGCAUGUUCAUAAGGCGGAGCGGCGUAAAGUGAUGAGAGAGAUCUGCUAUCUAUGUAGUCCCUGUCAUGGGAGGAACGUAGCAUCAAUCAACGCCUGAAGUUGAUGGUAACUCCACUGCUUGGCAUCAAGCAACAUUUUGGCUGCGACAGUACUCCCUCUCCCUGCUCUUUGCACGCAGUGGGGAUGAAGCACAACCUGGUCGUCGAUGCUCCAAACUCCUUGAUCCAUUACUCAUCCGGAGGCUGGCAAAUGAUUUCCUUGGCUGGUGACCCCUUCGCAAAUUCUUACCAAAACGGGACUGCGGUAAAGUCUAAAACUGUUGGGCCAACUGCGACGCUUGCCUUUAAUGGUUCUGCGAUUUGGGUGUACGGUGCCCGACGUUCAAACCACGGGAAUUCCUCUGUGAAACAUAACCGCUAGAUAUAAUAGUUAUCUCCCCAACCCAAAUCGAGUCUUUGAAGCCCAACUCUUUUCAUCGCACGGCUUUUCAUCCAUACUAUGACCAUCACCAACUUGGGUGGGGGGCCAUACGGCGAUGUUUUCGACAUUGAUUACAUGACCUGGGGGACAACUAUCAAAGAUGGCUCGAUGCAGCUAAUUGUCGACGACUGGACGUGGUUCAAUUCAAGUCCUACCUCCCUAACCCAUCGUCCUGGACUAUUGGCGAAAAAGACGGCGAGGCGUACAACAAUACGCUGUCAUCGACCCGAAAUCAUGGGGCUAGUGUAUCCCUCGUUCUGUCAACUGCCGACGCAGUCGCCGUAUAUGUACAACUUGGCCCUGGUCAUGGACCUUACACAUGUACUGUAAACAAGACGCUAGGUGGCUC